AAUAUUAAUUAUUAAAUUUCAUUUACUUUAAAGUUUUAUAAAACUUAUACUUAAUUUUUACACGACUCAGCUAAAAUUUCAUUGAUCUUAAUAACUAAUAAAGAUCGUUGGAUCAUUUUUGCAAAUUGUUACUUAAUUUUGAAGCAUUGAAUUCAUUAAGGCAAUAAUUAAAAUGAUUCCUAAUUCAAAUCCUAACAUGUUCAAUGAUACUAAUCUAAUUAGAAAAUACACUAGGCAAAUGAAGCAGAUGAUGAACUCUAUUUUUGACGAUGAUAAUUAUGAUAGUUCUAGUUCAAUAAUGUCUGUUUUGAAUAAUCCAAUGACAAUGAUGAAUACUGGUCAAGGCCAAUCAUUUAUAAGUACUACAUAUAUGUCUUACUCUUCAAACGGAUCUAACGGACAACCACAAGUUUACAAAGCAGCUAAAUCAAUACGUACGGGUCCAGGAGGUGUAAGAGAAAUGAAAAAAUCAGUUUGUGAUUCAAAAACUGGUGUUAAAAAGCUGGCAAUUGAACACCAUAUUGGAAAUAGGGGACACAUUGUUGAACGUCAACAAAAUGUAUUUUCUGGCGUAAAAGAAGAAAAUCAAGAAUUCAUUAAUUUAAGUGACAAUGAAUCAGAAGAAUUUUAUAAUGAAUGGAAACAAAAAACACAAAAUUGGAAUUGCAAUCAUAGUCGUCGUAAUCACUCAUAUACUGACGAUUUGAAAUCUUUACACUCCCAUCAUGAAAUAUUUCCAUCUACAAGUGAACGUAAUAAUGGAUAUCAGAAGAACUUUCAGAUUAAAAAAUACAAAGAUCGUUCAAAAAACGUAACAAAAAAUUAUAAUUAAGUAAACUAUCAAAUGAAAAAUUGUUCUGCUUUAGUGAAAACAUACACUGUAUAAACGCACUUAAAAAAAAUAUAUUUUUAUACGUCUUUAAAUAAUUUAAUUUUGAAGUUACAACUACUGUAUAUUUUUUGAUAAACUGUUCGAUAACGUUUGGUAAUUUUUUAAAUAAUCAUGAAUUGAAAGAGACAAAAUCUCUUUUGACUAAUUAUUCUA
Molecule: messenger RNA, 1045 nt
Organism: Daktulosphaira vitifoliae (grape phylloxera)
Lineage: Eukaryota; Metazoa; Arthropoda; Insecta; Hemiptera; Phylloxeridae
Product: myeloid leukemia factor-like
Exons: 1
Coding region: 173-832 (219 amino acids)
Biological process (GO): regulation of DNA-templated transcription
Cellular component (GO): cytoplasm; nucleus
Source: RefSeq, a predicted model, not a curated record